AUGGAGUCAGUUAUAGAGCAGUGCAGAGGGCUAGCGAAAGCGAACGCUUCCAGCUUCCAACGUUUCUCUGAUUUCCCUUUAUCGAGCAAAACGCUCCAUGGACUUGAGGACUGCGAAUAUGAGGAGCCAACAGAUAUUCAAAGGGAAUCCCUGCCUUUUUCACUCAGAGGUCUAGACGUUGUUGGCGCAGCGAAAACUGGAAGCGGCAAAACACUUGCGCUCAUCAUCCCGGUGUUGGAGUCUCUCUGGAGAUCAGGAUGGUCCAACUACUGUGGACUAGGAGCACUAAUAAUUGCUCCUACCAGGGAGCUCGCUCUUCAAACUUUCACGGUCAUAAAUCAUGUCGGAAAAUAUCACGACUUCUCGUGUGCUUUACUUAUUGGAGGAACUGAUGUUGACUAUGAAAGAAAUCGUAUUGGUAGGGUUAAUAUUAUAAUCUGCACUCCUGGUCGGCUGCUGCAACACAUGGACGAGAAUGAACAACUAUUAUGCGAACAGCUACAGAUACUAGUGCUCGAUGAGGCAGAUCGGAUUCUUGACAUGGGAUUUAGCCAGCAAGUUAAUGCCAUUGUUGCCAACUUACCCAAGGAGCGCCAGACGCUGUUAUUUUCUGCCACUCAAACUCGUAACGUUAAGGAUUUGAGUCGGGUCUGCACGAAGGAUCCCGUGUUCGUAUCAGCUCAUGAACGUUGUGCUCAUGUUACUCCUGAUUGCCUGGUACAAUCUUAUAUGGUUUGCGAAGAUCAUGAUAAAGUCAAUACAAUCUGGUCUUUUAUUGUUAAUAACAAAAAGUCGAAAACGAUUGUAUUCGUCUCCAGUUGCAAACAGGCGCGUUUCCUAACUGGAGCUUUCUGUCAUCUCCGCCCUGGACUACCUGUCAUGGGAUUGUGGGGCACCAUGAACCAAAAGAAGCGUAUCGAUGUGUUCCAGAAGUUUGAGAACAAAGAGGAUCCCGUGUUCGUAUCAGCUCAUGAACGUUGUGCUCAUGUUACUCCUGAUUGCCUGGUACAAUCUUAUAUGGUUUGCGAAGAUCAUGAUAAAGUCAAUACAAUCUGGUCUUUUAUUGUUAAUAACAAAAAGUCGAAAACGAUUGUAUUCGUCUCCAGUUGCAAACAGGCGCGUUUCCUAACUGGAGCUUUCUGUCAUCUCCGCCCUGGACUACCUGUCAUGGGAUUGUGGGGCACCAUGAACCAAAAGAAGCGUAUCGAUGUGUUCCAGAAGUUUGAGAACAAAGAGGCAGCUGUUAUGAUCGCUACUGAUGUCGCAAGUCGCGGACUUGAUUUUUCUGAUGUUGACUGGGUUGUUCAAGUUGAUUGUCCUGCAUCUGUGGAAGAUUAUAUUCAUAGAGUGGGUCGGACAGCUCGAAUGAAUCAGACUGGACAUGCCGUUCUCUUUUUGACUUCUUCUCAAGAACGACCUAUGGUAGCAGCGCUAGCUCAGGCUAAUAUUCCCGUGACAAAACAAAUAGCAGAUCCAAGGGCACUGGUCGAUAUCAGGACAAAAAUGCAAGCAACACUUUCUCAGUUUCCUGAACUUAAUCAGUUCGCACAAAAGAGCGUUGUUGCUUACCUUCGAAGCAUAUACAUGAUGCGAAACAAAAAAGUCUUCGACGUCACUACUGUCGACGCAGCUGCAUUGGCCGCAUCUUAUGGCCUUGUUACGGUUCCAAGAGUUCGGUUUUUGAGCAAAAAAGGAAUUUCUGUGAAGGGCACGAAAGAUAAAGAAGGCGUUUGUGAGAAGGAAAAGAAAUCAGCGACAUCUAAGUCUUCAAAGAGCAAUGCAGAAGAAGAGCAACGUACGACAAUGGGGAGUUUCGAUUUCGAUGACGAGAACGAUGAUAUUUUUGUGGUGAAGAAGAAGGACGUGUUCAGUUUACUCGACGAGAACGCAGAAUCUACAGAUGCUCAACAGCAACCUACAAUUAGAAAUAGCAAGAACGUAAAGGUGGUGACUAAAAUGAGUGCUGCUAAGAAGCUGCUGAAUAAAAAACUGAAAGUCAACGUGAGGAAGCUUUUCGACGAAGAAGGGGAACCGAUGAAGGUGGACGGCGUAGUAGAUAAGGGUGAGAGUGUAGGCUUGGAUCUUGACUCUGCCAAAGAAUCCAUCAAGCAAAGCAGUGUGGAGGAUCGAAAACGACACAAAGCGUUGUUGAAGCAAAAGAAAAAAGAGGAGAAGGAGCGCUUGAAAAGAAAACGGAGUAGAGACAAGGGAGAAGAUGUGGACUUGGGUGAAGGAGGAAGUGGAAUUGACAGUGAUGCGGAUCUGUCAUUUUUGCCAGAUCCCGAUGAAGUGCGGAAACGAUAUGCAGAGCAAGCUUCAGAAGAAGAUGUUGUCGACAACUCUGUUGAAUCGCCUGCUCCAUUACGAAAACGCCGGAAGCAACGUAAAGAAAUUGUCAGCGCAGAGGAGCAAGCCCUCGCCCUUCUUAACCCUUUUUGA
Cooperia oncophora is the source of this 2439-nucleotide messenger RNA. NCBI's taxonomy places the organism in Eukaryota, Metazoa, Nematoda, Chromadorea, Rhabditida, Trichostrongylidae. The record is from the annotation of a GenBank genome assembly.